This is a messenger RNA of Protopolystoma xenopodis, 345 nucleotides long. The record is from the annotation of a GenBank genome assembly. Lineage: Eukaryota; Metazoa; Platyhelminthes; Monogenea; Polystomatidea; Polystomatidae.
UCUCAAUUUGUUGUGACCAUCGUUCUACUUGGGAUUAUAAGUGGCGUUACUGACAAUACUUCGGCAUCCUUUGGAUUCUCAGCACCAUCUUCAUCUACUCUCCCUGCCGUCCCAGACUCCGUUCACCAUGGUGCACAAGAUACUCAAUAUUUAACUCCAUCCAGUGCUGCUAUUUCGGAUCCAAAUUUACCGGUUGAUGCGGACUCUGUUCUCGAUCCCUCGGUAUAUUCAAAAAGCGAAAAACUUCUAAGAUACGCUCUCAGUGCGUUGCAAUAUUCGGAUAGAAGCACUGCUAUUCGCUAUCUCUCUCAGGCACUUAACCUUUUGCAGACUGGCCGUGAAUGA